Tuber melanosporum (Perigord truffle) is the source of this 2570-nucleotide messenger RNA. RefSeq lists its product as uncharacterized. NCBI's taxonomy places the organism in Eukaryota, Fungi, Ascomycota, Pezizomycetes, Pezizales, Tuberaceae. The transcript is spliced from 5 exons. The record is from RefSeq and is a predicted model, not a curated record. The coding region runs from base 704 to 1342 and encodes 212 amino acids.
CAGCAGGGACUCCUUCUUGUUCAUGGCAUAGACGUUGUUGAAUCAUGCACUCAAGUCUCUUGCACUCGCCGUUCCCACAAAGCAGCUUCUCCACACGAAGUACGAGUUUCGGUUCCGGGUCGACUGAUCAAUUACUAUAUUUCAAACUUAGCGAGGACAAGAACGCCAGAGUAAACGAUUGAAGUCCUUCGACACGGGGGGUGCCAAAGAAGAUCGCGGGCCAGUCGACGGUACUUUGAGAGGAUAUAUACUUAUAUAUCGUACCACACCCCCGCGCAUCCCAGCACCUAUUUCCUAUUUCCCUGGGCUAUAGUUCCUCCACCCUGCAAACGUUAUUUCCGAUCCAGCUUUGUCGUCAGUGGUUCCUGUGCCUUACUUGCUGCUUCCUGCUGCUCCCUGACUGUACAUUGGACCGGAACACGUCUGCCGCCAAACAAACACAACGUCCAUCCUUUGUACACAUCAGUACCCAAAGAAAGAGAGAAAGAAUAUCAAUAGAAGUCGUGUUCGAGACUCCUAUAAUCCUUUACUUUCCAACACAGUGGCUGCUCCAUAUCAGCUCGACGAGUAUCCGCGCUAUACCCAUCGCCAUUACCACCACCACCAUCACCACCCUCAAUCGCCUUAUAUUCAACAGGAACACGAGCCUCGGGGUCUCGAUUCCCUCGAAGAUCUGAACGAGCCGCUGCUUCUAGUACAGCAGAUGGCUCAUCAAAGGCCCCCGCCACACAUGGGCGGGGCAGGAGGUAGUGGGCACCUUUACGAAAUCGAUCUUAGUGACGACCAAGAUGUAGAUUCUCACUACCAGCAUCAACACCUUCCCCCCCCAUCGCAUCACCAUCAACACCCACAGCACACCCAUCAUCACCACAUGCCAGAUCAGCCACCACCCGCAAAGAUGGCGCGAACAACUUCGGUGAUGGGCGUGGGGGGAGGUUCGCAGAUGGGAGGUUCGUCAAUGGGUAUGCCGGGACCAUCAUCACUCGCUGGGCCAUCGAGCUCGCAGCAGAUGCCAGCGCCGGCACCAAGACCACGGGGCCCGAAGCUCAAGUUUACACCUGAGGAUGACCAGCUGCUUGUCGACCUGAAGGAGAACAAGGCACUGACUUGGAAACAAAUCGCCGAAUUCUUCCCUGGUCGCUCAUCAGGCACUUUGCAAGUCCGUUAUUGCACAAAACUGAAAGCCAAGACCACGCAGUGGACAGACGAGACUGUGUUACGGCUCCGUAAUGCUAUCCAGGAAUACGAUCAAGAUCGUUGGCGUCUUAUCGCUGCCAAAGUUGGAAAUGGCUUUUCCCCAGCCGCUUGCAGAGAAAAAGCAAAGGAGCUGCAGGAGCCGUAGGUUCCGAAACAAUCACUCGCAGCAACGAGAGCUGAAACAUUCGGGAUUCAAUUCUGCUUCAUUAUUUCGGGAUUCAUUCUAUUCUUGACUUGGUUCGAUUUUUUGGUUAUUUCUUUUAUAAUAAUAUUUUUGUUACGGGAGCGAAAGAGGUGGUAAGAAAAAAGCCUUGAACGUGGGUUGGGCAGGGCCGGGCAACAAGCGCAGCAUUAUACUUUGAUUCAGAUUCGGGAGGGGAUAGGGGGUUGGUUUUUUUCGGAUUUGUGGGGGCAAUAUCGGCGUUCUUUUCUUUUUUCCUCUUACUUCCCUCGUUCGUUCAGUUGGAUUAAUUUUUCGGCAUUACCCUCACUGCCUCUCAUCCAUCUUUCAUUUUGCUGUGCUCUUUGUCUCCCUUCAGUAUUUCUUUGUUUCUUUUGUCCUCGGCUUUUUCCCUAUGACAACCCUUUGCGACUUACCAGCAACAUGGGGUGCAAUUGGCCUCUUAUAUCUAUCAGCAGUUGAGCACGGCAGUUACCGAAUUUGCUUUUUUUUGCGGAGGAGGCUGCUUGGUAGGACGAGUGCUAUUUUGUGGACCGGAUGUGUGGCGGUGGUAACGGUGGCGGUUGUUUGGUUGAGUUUUUCUUCUUUCCUUUUUUCCUCUUCUAAUCUUCGGGAUUCAUGGUUACUGGCAUGAUGUUAUGAUAUACCCUUACCCUUCGUGAGCGUCAGGUCCGUUUGAAUAUCGGUGGUAAUUCCUGUCUUCUCUUUAAUUUCUAUCUCUUAUUUUUUGAUCUUUUCUGUUUUCAAGAGAUAUCAUCCCCCCAUUUUCUCGCUACCGUUCCUUCUCACCCCUUCGAUUCAUUAGCAUAUUCUUUUCGGGGUUUUACCCCCCUCCCAUUUUCAUCAUUUUCAUCAUUUUUUCCUCCCUUGUUCGCAAAAAAACAAAAAAAAAAGCCUUCAUGAUCAUUCAUUCCAACCCGCGAUUUUUAUAUAAUACCUCUGCGUCUUAUCAUUCUUGCUUCUUUCUUCUGGGAGAGGGGCAAUACAUGUACUUCUACUCGCCUUCUAAUGUCUUGGUUAUUUUUUUCUCCUUCCUUAUCUUUCUUUCAUUCAUUCUCCCUUUUUUUUUUUUUUUGUUGUGCAUUUAUAUUCUUUAAUUAUCAUUUUUUUCUUUUUCGCCUGCAUACCCUGCUAUGUUUUCCUCGGUUGGGUUUCAAAGAUUGCGAAAACGAUUGUGAAUUGUUUAAAGGAA